CCGCUCUUGAUCCUCAUCAGACGGGUUUUCGAAACCGCGAUGCCGAUCCCUGUGCGCGCGCUGCCGCAAGAGCAGGGAUUAUGCGGGUGCGCCUUCUCGCACCGGUCUACGAGAGACAAUGCUGGCACCUAGUGUCACCAUUCGAACGGUCAAGACGCAGCAAUGCACAAUCAACAAACCCGACGUGUAGCCCACCGACAUCUCAUCCGAUGAACGACAUGAAGGUCCAACAGCUAAUGCUCCGCAUCAUUUUCGAGACGUUAAUUCCUGAAGGAUUCUUGCAUGAUUUCAUCGCACUGGCCAACAGAUUAUAAAACUCUGGACACCAAAGCCGUGGAUAGGGCACGUCUGCCCUAAGGUCUCACACUUCUUCUUUAGCUGAGUUCUGGCCGUUGCCUUCGAAGUCCGUCUGUGUUUGUCUUGACAUCGAACGUCAAGAUGUUGGAGAUACUGAAGUCCAAAGUGGUGCAAGGAGCGCUCCUUAUCUUUCUGGCCAGCUAUGUCGUGCGUUUUCUUGUCAAAGGAUAUAGGAUCCGAAAGAGGCGGUUUCAAUUCCCUGGAGCACCGGCCUCAUGGAUCUUCGGCGAUCUCAAGACCGUUGGCGAGAUAGCCUCGCAGCUUCCCAAUCGUGUCCAUCCUCAUACAUAUGCCCACUUCAUUAGGAAGAAGCACAACUUGGGCAAUUGGUUCGCUCUUGACUUUUGGCCGGUGUCCGAUCCAAUGAUUACAGUAAUGGAUCCUGCGAUAAGUCAACAAUUCUCGACAGAGUACAAUACGCCGAAGCAUUCCUCAUUGCCGGAUUUCCUGGAGCACUUGGUGGGGAAAGACGAUAUGGUGUCUGCCAAUGGGGCUUUGUGGAAGAAGUGGCGGAGCAUGUUCAACCCAGGCUUCAGCACACAGCACCUUAUCACUCUCGCACCAGGAAUCGUUGACGACGCUCUGAUUUACGUCGACAAACUCACAGAACAUGCGAAGAAGAAUGAAGUGUUCCGCCUCGAAGAAGAGACCACGCGCCUGACUGUCGAUGUUAUUGGAAAGGUCGUACUGGACGUCAGGUUCAAUAUGCAGCGAGGGAACAAUGAAUGUAUCGACGCUCUGCGAGAGCAGAUCAACUUGCUGCCGAAUGAGACCUUCAACCCAUUCGCCAUGUGGAGGCCAUAUGGUAUCUACCGACGAUGGAGAAACAACCGCGUGAUGCACCGAUAUAUCGGCAAAGUCCUUGACGAGCGCUUCGCAACCAAAGAAACUCCAGCCAAAGAAAAGAAGGCCCGCAAACGUACCAUCAUCGAUCUCGCCCUCGACAGCUACCUCACCGGCGAGGAAGAUCUAGAAAAUGAGGACCCUAACGCAGUCGCCACAAGCAACGACCACCCGAUCAUGGACGCCGCCUUCCGCGAAGGAGCCAUCACUCAAAUCCGCAUCUUCCUCUUCGCAGGCCACGACACAACCUCCUCCACGAUCUGCUACGUCUUCCACCUGCUCCGCAAAAAUCCUCGAGUCCUCGAACGCAUCCGUCGCGAACACGAAGAUAUCCUCGGCCCCGCCCACCAAACCGCCUCUAAAAUCCAAUCCGACCCCAACAUCCUCCACAAACUCGAAUACACCCUCUGUGUCAUCAAAGAAACUCUCCGUCUCUUCCCCGCCGCUUCCGCACCUCGCAUGGGCGAAAAGGGACUCUUCCUCACAGACCCCAGAACAGGCGAAAAGUUCUCCACAGAAGGCUGGAUGAUCUGGCUCGUCCACCACGGUCUCGGCCACAACGAAAACAUCUGGGGUCCCGAUGUCGACGAAUUCAAACCCGAACGUUUCCUCCCUUCCAACUCGCACAACAUCCCUGAAGGAUCAUUUCGAGCUUUCGAAAUGGGUUAUAGGAAUUGUUUGGGGCAGAAUUUGGCGUUGCUGGAGGCGAGGAUUAUUUUGGCGAUGACUUGUAGGACUUUUGAGUUCGAUGUUUGUUUGGAUAAGGAGGGGUUGGAGACUGUGGGGAAAGAUGGGACGUUUUAUGCGAGAGAUGAGAGUUUUAGGAAGGGGAAGGUGCAUGAUGUUGGUGGGGAGGAGUUGUAUCAGGUGUUGAUUGGGGCGGCGAAGCCGAGGGAGGGGAUGCCUUGUAGGGCGAGGAGGGUGGAUUGGAAGCCGUGAGGAGGUAUAGGCGUAGAAGUGGCGGAAUGGUUUGCUUUUGGGAUGUAUAGUUAGAACUGGUAUUUGUGUAGUUUUUUGAGCCAUUCUAUGAGGCAAAUAUUUGUAUGCCUGUAUUCACGAUUGUAGAUCUUGGAAGCCAUGUGUCCCUUCCUUGUCUUUCGCUCCACUCUUCUGCUUCUUGCGCGCACAGAGACGCGAUCAUGUCUCCUCCAACAACAACGACGGCAGACAGCUUCCUCUUCUCCUCCAUCCUCGGGCUGUUGAUCGUGGCGGUAUCUUACUUCAUCGUGACAAGCUUAUCCACGAG
Molecule: messenger RNA, 2446 nt
Organism: Cercospora beticola
Lineage: Eukaryota; Fungi; Ascomycota; Dothideomycetes; Mycosphaerellales; Mycosphaerellaceae
Product: cytochrome P450
Molecular function (GO): iron ion binding; monooxygenase activity; heme binding
Source: RefSeq, a predicted model, not a curated record